Funneliformis geosporum is the source of this 692-nucleotide messenger RNA. The record is from the annotation of a GenBank genome assembly. Lineage: Eukaryota; Fungi; Glomeromycota; Glomeromycetes; Glomerales; Glomeraceae.
CGGCUUUGAGAUUCUUUUAUACGUUUCAAGGCGGUAAUAAACCAAUUUAUUUGUGUAGAAGUAUCGAUGUGGUGGCUCAUGAAGCAGGUCACGCUUUCUUGGAUACCUUGCAACCUGAUUGGCAAGCUAAUGGACAAACUGGCGCUUUCCAUGAAGCUUUUGGUGAUUUAUGUAGUUUAUUUGUCCUCAUCUCCAUGGCGGAAAUUGCGGAUUUAUUAAUCACUACGACAAAAGCGAAUUUAAGAGCCCCAGAUAAUUUCUUAUCGGCAAUCGGUGAAGAAUUUGGUGAUGCGUUGCACAAAAAUAAAGGAAAAGGGUUAAGGAAUUUAUCCAACACGUUUAAAGGUUCUGAAGUUGGAUCUGAAGUACAUGAUUUAUCGAUGGUUUUUAGCGGAUUCUAUUAUGAUGUAUUGGCUGAUGUAUUCGCAUUGGAAAGAGAUCCAACCGUUAGGGGUGAUACUGAAACGUUAAUGACCGUUGGAGCUCACUUACGAAGAGUCCUCAUAAUUGCAAUACGUGUUUCCUCUCAUCAACCAACGCGAACAAAAUUCCAGGAGAUUGCAACUAAUUUGGAUAUCGCAAUUGGUACUUUAAGCAGAAAAUUAGGAGUGGAUUUAACCAGUUGGAGACAAAUCGUACAGAAACAUGCAAAAGCAAGAGAAUUAUCAAUUGCUGGAAGACGACAUUUUUAA